AUGCGCUUCAAAGCCUGGCUUGCACCGUUGCUGCCCUUUGUGGCAGCUUAUUCUGUGCCUCGUGGUGCCGAAUCUGCUUGCCAGCUGCCUGAGAACCUGCCAACUCAGCCUACUGAUGUCAAGACCAUCACGACUGCCAACAACGUCACCAUUCGCUACAAAGAGCCUGGAAAGGAAGGCAUUUGUGAGACUACCCCGGGUGUCAACUCGUACGCGGGAUAUGUGGAUCUUUCACCCAAGUCUCACACUUUCUUCUGGUUCUUCGAGGCCCGACACGAGCCAGAGACAGCCCCCAUUACUCUUUGGCUCAAUGGUGGCCCCGGAAGUGACUCCCUGAUUGGACUUUUUCAAGAAUUGGGACCUUGCCACGUGAAUAAGAGCUUGGAGACCUAUCUGAACCCACAGUCGUGGAAUGAGGUCUCUAACAUGCUGUUCAUUUCCCAGCCUCUCGGCACAGGUUUCUCAUAUGCCGAGGAAGAACCUGGCUCCAUCAACCCGUACACAGGUGUGUUUGAGGAUGUCAAUUUCGCAGGAUACCAAGGCCGCUAUCCAGUCAUCAAUGCCACCCUGAUUGAUACUACCGAUCUCGCUGCCGUGGCUACUUGGGAAAUUCUGCAAGGGUUCCUUGGAGAACUACCCCAGCUGGACUCUAAGAUCAAAUCAAAGGAGUUUAAUCUCUGGACGGAGAGCUAUGGCGGACACUAUGGCCCGGCAUUCUAUGACUAUUUCUAUCACCAGAAUGAGAGAAUUGCCAACGGCUCGGUCGAAGGCGUUCACCUUGAGUUCAGUACUCUUGGUAUCAUCAAUGGAAUUAUCGAUGAGGCAAUCCAGGCUCCUUACUACCCCGAAUUUGCAGUUCACAACACCUAUGGUAUUGAAGCAGUCAACAACACCGUCUAUGAGUACAUGAAGUUCGCCAACGAGAUGUCAAACGGUUGCCAGGACCAGAUCACUCAAUGCAAGACUACUAACCGCACUUCCCUAGCGGACUACGCAAUCUGCGCCGCGGCAGGCGACAUAUGCCGCGACAGUGUCGAGAGCCCAUACUACAUGUAUAGCGGCCGCGGUACCUACGACAUCCGCCAUCCAAAGGCCGAUCCCACUCCACCCGAGUAUUACGUUAAAUAUCUCGCUAAGGAUUCCGUCAUGGAGGCCAUUGGUGUGGAUUUGAACUACACGGAGUCCAAUGACGACAUCUUCUACGCCUUCCAGGCCACCGGCGACUUCGUCUGGCCCAACUUCGUCGAGGACCUGGAGGACAUCCUUACCCGCCCUGUCCGUGUAGCUCUCAUCUACGGCGAUGCAGACUACAUCUGUAACUGGUUCGGAGGGCAGGCCGUCUCCCUUGCUGUCAACCACACCCAUAAGGCAGAGUUCCAAGCCGCCGGGUACACGCCGUUCAUGGUGGAUGGUGUUGAAUAUGGCGAGACGCGCGAGUAUUGUAACUUUUCUUUCACCCGUAUCUACGAGUCGGGCCAUGAGGUGCCGUACUAUCAGCCCAUUGCCGCGUUGCAGCUGUUUAAUCGCACUUUGAAUGGCUGGGAGUUGGCGACUGGUGAGAAGAAGUUGACUGAUCGCUUUGGCUCUGGUGGGCUUGCGGAGGCGACGCACACUGAGUCGUCGGUUGCGCUGCCUACUGCGACUGUGACUGCGACUGGGUCGCUGGUUUGA
Molecule: messenger RNA, 1671 nt
Organism: Penicillium verhagenii
Lineage: Eukaryota; Fungi; Ascomycota; Eurotiomycetes; Eurotiales; Aspergillaceae
Product: S10 family peptidase
Exons: 8
Coding region: 1-1671 (556 amino acids)
Biological process (GO): proteolysis
Cellular component (GO): fungal-type vacuole
Molecular function (GO): serine-type carboxypeptidase activity
Source: RefSeq, a predicted model, not a curated record